AUCACUCAAACAAGAGACAGGCUGGGUGUUUUGAAUUAUUAUAAAGUGUGAAGUGAAGUCUUUCCAAUCAUGCCUUGAAAAAUGUUGAAAUAGACUUGUAUGCUGAAUUUAUCACUGGAAAUCCAACAACUGAAAUACUGUAUCAAUAAUUAUAGACAAAAGUACAAGAAAUGGCAUUCAAUUACGCAAAUAUUCAUUCAAAUAGCAACAAACGGCAUAAUGCUGUUCCACCACCAACAACUGGUGGUUUAAGUAAACAAGGAUACUCUACUAUGAAUGCUAUCAGUCAGAAUGCCCUUUCAGCAGCCUGGGGCGGUAGCAGCCGUAAAAGAGCAGCCACAGAAGAUGAGUACUUUGAAGAUGAUGAAGAAGAACUGGUGCCAGAUUUGGCAUAUAUUCCAGCACCUGGGAGCCCUACUAGAAUUGAAAUGGAUAGGAAGAAGCAAAUGGAAGAGGAAGAAGAUGAUCCCCUAGAUGCCUAUAUGGCUGGCCUUGAAAAACAAGUACAGAAACAAACCCAACAAGUACCUGUCGCUCCCUCCCAACAAGCCGGCAUCCGCAACGACCUCGAAGAGGAGGACGUCGAGGAGUCCUACUACCGCUACAUGGAGGAGAACCCGAACGCCGGUCUACUUCCGGUAGAUGACGACAAUCCCGAUUUGGAGUACGACGAGGACGGCAAUCCGAUAGCACCGGACAAGAAGAAGAUCAUUGAUCCGCUGCCGCCCAUAGAUCACUCAGAGAUCGAGUACGAGCCGUUCAGGAAGGUGUUUUAUGAGGAGCAUCCGGAGAUUGCGGCUUUGAACGGAGAACAGGUGUCAGAGUUGCGAAAGACGUUCGACCUGACCGUCACCGGUAACGACGUUCCGAAACCGGUUUCUUCGUUUGCCCAUUUCGGCUUCGACGACAAGAUGUUGAAGGCCAUCAUCAGGGCGGAAUACACGACGCCGACGCCCAUUCAGACACAGGCUGUGCCCUGUGCCCUCCUCGGCAGGGACGUGCUGGGCAUCGCCCACACAGGUAGCGGUAAGACUGCGGCCUUCCUAUGGCCCUUGAUGACGCACGUGGCCGCUCAAAAAUCGGUGGAAGAGGGAGAAGGUCCGAUCGCUCUCAUCUUGGCCCCCACUCGCGAAUUGGCCAUACAGAUCUACAACGAAGCCAAGAAGUUCGCCAAAGUGUACGACCUGAAAGUGAUAUGCGCCUAUGGCGGUGGAUCCAAAUGGGAGCAGAGUUUGGCGCUGAAAGAGGGCGGCGAAAUCGUCGUAGCUACGCCGGGGCGAAUCAUCGAUCACGUGAAGGGGGGCGGUACGAACUUGCGCAGAGUGACCUUCUUGGUGCUGGACGAGGCCGACAGGAUGUUCGAGCUGGGAUUCGAGCCGCAAGUGAGGUCCGUGUGCGAUCACGUGAGGCCCGACAGGCAGGUGUUGCUGUUUUCGGCGACGUUCAGGAAGCGGAUCGAAAGGUUGGCGAAAGACGCUUUGCACGACCCCGUCAAGAUAUCGCAGGGCACGACGGGUCAGGCGAGCGAAGACGUGACGCAGCACGUGCUGCUGAUGAACGACCAGGAGUCGAAACGCAGGUGGCUGUUCCGCAUGCUGGUCGAGCUGUUAUCCGCCGGGUCGGUGCUGUUGUUCGUUACGAAGAAGGCGGACGCCGAAAUGGUGGCGAGAGAUAUAAAACUCAAAGAGUUUGAUUGCCUGUUAUUACAUGGAGAUAUGGAACAAGCAGAGCGUAAUAAAGUUAUAACGUCUUUCAAGAAGAAUGAAUGUUCCCUACUGGUGGCGACUGACGUGGCCGCACGCGGUCUCGACAUCCCCCACGUCAAAACUGUAGUCAACUUCGACAUCGCCCGAGACAUCGACACGCACACGCACCGAAUCGGGCGGACGGGCAGGGCGGGACAAAAGGGCACCGCCUACACGCUGCUCACGCCCAAAGACAAGGAGUUCGCCGGGCACAUCGUGAAAAAUUUGGAGGCCGCCAAGCAGGAAGUGCCGCAAGAAGUGCUCGAUUUGGCCUUGGAGAGCUCCUGGUACAAGAAGCAAAGGUACAAGAAGAAAGGUUACAAUCCUAACAUCGGCGGGACGGGCUUAGGAUUCCAAGAGAAAACUGCAGCUCCUGCGACUUCUUCUUCUGCGCCUGCGCAGCCGAGUGCGGCGCCUAGGGGACCGGCUACCGAUCGCCUGUCUGCUAUGAAGGCGGCUUUCCGAACUCAAUACCAAAAUCAGUUCACUGCUUGUUCAGAACAACCUAGUAAUUCAGCGACUCUAGUGCAAGCGUCAAAGAGGAAAUCUAGAUGGGAAUAAACUCAAAACACACUUUUAUUUCCUCGGGAGUGAUUGGAAGUCAUUGAAUUGUAUAUGAGUGAUACUUAUUUGUUCAAUUUACUCUUUGAACUAGAUGAAAUAAAAAAAAUUAGAUAAGAU
Messenger RNA from Phaedon cochleariae (mustard beetle), 2426 nucleotides. NCBI's taxonomy places the organism in Eukaryota, Metazoa, Arthropoda, Insecta, Coleoptera, Chrysomelidae. The record is from the annotation of a GenBank genome assembly.